GAAAGGUCGCAGGGAAGUGAUAUAUGUCCAUGACGUCAUGGAGACCUCCAGGUCACAUGUUCCGGUGCCUGGGGAUUACCGUUGUUGCCUGAUGGCCUGAUGGCCCCCAGGCAAUGAUUUUUACCCUGGCGGUUUAGCCCCAACAGCCUCAAAAAUGUGUGUUCAUUUCCACAAUAAUCGCACAAGAUACAGCGGUGAUGGCCUUUCCUCCAGCUUCCGCUGGGCCCAAUGCAGUUAGAGCCUAUCUCUCUGAUAUCCUCGUCGCUAAGCAUGACGCGACCGCAGACUUCGCCAACGAAGUAGCUAGUCGCUGGCAAUUAGGUCGACCAAAUGACCUGCGCCAUGCAUUUACCGGGACCUUCGAACGGGUUUUUGGAAAAGACGUUGGGAACUUUCUAUACCGAAGCGUCCAAGAGGAUAUCCGGGAGCAGUGGUACAGCUCUACCGCCGGGGUAUUUAAUUCCUGGGUGUUGGUCUGCUCCGUAGUGGUCUGCGUGUUCUUUCUCAUUCGGGCAACACGCGCAAGUGCAUCUUCCACGAGUGCUGCGGCCUUGCGCUACGCCGGGCUAGCCUUUGGGCCGCCGAUGGUCUUCUGUGGAGUGCAGGGCCAUUACAGCCAGUGGCAGUUUGCUCGCCUUUUUCUCGGUGGAAUUGUAUGCUUCUUGACUUUUCUCGCGUUUCUGGUUGCUUCCACAGACCCGUAUAUGGAGAAGCAGAAGAUAGAAACAGGAGGCAGAAAGCAGGGCAAAGUGGAACGGAAAGAGUAGUGCAGUUGUGGCGUGCUUUUCAGAUGAGACUAUGUACUGGUGACAGCUCAGCAUGAUCUGAGAAAUGCUGGUUCCCUAUCAAGAAAGCAUUAGAUGCUCAAGACAUAGGGAGGAGCUACCCUCCGGAGCUUGGCAGAUCAUGGACUUCAUUACGCAAGGUCACGUCGGAGAUAUACCAUGAUACCCCUUAGGAUAUUCUAAGAGAAUAUCUCGGAUAGGUUCCUGUGGACAUUAUACCCUGGUUCAUGAUCAAGGUCGCGAGAGCAUAGCGUGAAUUAGUGCUAUAUAGAAUGUACCGAUAUGUAUAUCACUGGCUAGUGAAGAAGGGAAAAGCAAUUCAAUCCUGU
Molecule: messenger RNA, 1114 nt
Organism: Aspergillus pseudonomiae
Lineage: Eukaryota; Fungi; Ascomycota; Eurotiomycetes; Eurotiales; Aspergillaceae
Exons: 3
Coding region: 198-767 (189 amino acids)
Source: RefSeq, a predicted model, not a curated record